This is a messenger RNA of Gamsiella multidivaricata, 1035 nucleotides long. RefSeq lists its product as uncharacterized. The coding region runs from base 1 to 1035 and encodes 344 amino acids. NCBI's taxonomy places the organism in Eukaryota, Fungi, Mortierellomycota, Mortierellomycetes, Mortierellales, Mortierellaceae. The record is from RefSeq and is a predicted model, not a curated record. The transcript has 2 exons.
AUGUCUGAAUCCGUAGGCGCGUCAGCUCCUGCUGUGUCCCGAAGGCCUGAUGCGCAAGUCUCUCCGCUCGCCAAGACUGUCACUACAUUCCUCAACCUGUCUCCAACCAAGAGCGCAACCUUGUUUUUCACGGACUCCCCCAGUCGUGACGCGCCGAUUUUUGGCGAGUCCCCCACUCGGCCCCCGUGGCGAACUCAGACGGCUCCCCGCAUCGUUCUACCUGCGCUCCCACAACAACGCUCACCAGGCGAAGUGGACCCACGCGAGCAGUCGCUGGAGGCUGUGCCUGAACCCCUUUCUUGCACCCCACUGGCUGGUGAUCUGAACACUCUGAUCCAGCUCAUCCUGCACUUUGCUCAUUCCGCCCCACCUCCGUCCUCUGCAAUGACCUCCGAGCUCAUCCUAUACCUCGAGCCCGCGCGCUUCUCGACCCUAUGGACACAGCUGCAGUCGUUCUUCCUGGCCAGUCAGUCUCAGCCCUGGUCCGAAAACGAGGCCGCACGGUACCCAGCGCAUGUCACCAUGGUCGGAUUCUUUGACGACCCCAGUCCUACCACUACCACGACCACGACAAAGGACCGACUAAUCGAGUAUCUGGGUCAGCAUAUCCACCAAAUCAGCCUCGCCAGUGCACCAUCGAGUCGCGUAAAGCUACGGGGAUUGCUCCGCCCCCGUCCAGACCUCCUCCUCAUCGCGAUCGAGCCUCCCACAGAACUCCUGGACAUGAUGCAGGCGUGGAAAGACGCCUUCCCAGAACUCGAACUGCGGCUUAAGAAGAUCAACCAUCUCUCAUUGUGCUACUGGGACGAGCAGGAGACCCAGCGGAAAAGGAUCACAGCCAAAGAGAUGGAUCAACGUGUAGAGUGGACAGAUUGGGCGACAGGGAUGGUUCAAGAGUGCAUACCAAUGUCACAAGCUGAUACCCCAGGUGUCAACGAGUCCUGGGAUAUUGUACUUUACUCGAUCCAAGGUCGGGACAAGAGUGAUGGCCUGCCAUAUCCACUUGUGGAGCUCGCACGCUGGGCUCUUGCCUGA